Molecule: messenger RNA, 2160 nt
Organism: Frieseomelitta varia
Lineage: Eukaryota; Metazoa; Arthropoda; Insecta; Hymenoptera; Apidae
Gene: croc
Product: fork head domain-containing protein crocodile
Exons: 2
Coding region: 164-1651 (495 amino acids)
Biological process (GO): regulation of transcription by RNA polymerase II; cell differentiation; anatomical structure morphogenesis
Molecular function (GO): RNA polymerase II cis-regulatory region sequence-specific DNA binding; DNA-binding transcription factor activity, RNA polymerase II-specific
Source: RefSeq, a predicted model, not a curated record
AAAAAAAAAAAAAUGUCGAUGGUUGUAUUAAAGCCAUUUUAAGUACAUUCUAAAUACAUUCUACAGAUUCGCGUGUCGCAACAAGGACCGUGUGCCGAUUCUUGAAAACCAUCGUCGGGUGUCUGAACCAAGGGAAGACUCGGGUUCAAGUGCGUUGGUAAAGAUGCAUACGCUGUUCAGCGAGCAGAAUGCAUAUUACAGGCACGCAACGGCGGUUCCCGUUGGUAUGGGGACUCCAUCGUACCCCGGUGUGGGUGCCGCGCCGGGAUACUACGAGCAGUACCGAUACGGCGGUUAUGCGACGGCCGCUGGUUACCCAGUCUCAGGUAUAACCCAGCAGCACAUUCACCAUCCUGGCAAGGAUAUGGUGAAACCCCCGUACUCCUACAUAGCCUUGAUCGCGAUGGCAAUUCAGAAUGCACCCGACAAGAAGAUCACGCUGAACGGUAUCUAUCAGUUUAUCAUGGAGCGCUUUCCUUAUUACCGCGAGAACAAGCAGGGCUGGCAGAACUCGAUCAGGCACAAUCUCAGCCUCAACGAGUGUUUCGUCAAGGUGCCAAGGGACGACAAGAAGCCCGGGAAAGGAAGCUACUGGUCGCUGGACCCGGACAGCUACAACAUGUUCGACAACGGUUCCUAUCUCAGGCGUCGUCGGCGCUUCAAGAAGAAGGACGCGCUGAAAGAGAAAGAGGAGGCACUGAAGAGGCAGGGCUUGGUGCCCGAGAAGCAGCGUAACCAAGAGGAAACGAAACCGAGUAACAUAGUCAUACCGCCACCGUCGGACGCGGCGACCAAGAAAUUGGGCACCCUUGAUACGACAUUGUGCAAACCGAAGAGGGAACCGGUGAACGACGCUGGCAGUCAUUGCAUGGCCGUGCAAGCGAAAUACGGCCUCCACAGCCCGAUCCAAGACACGAAGACGGCGGUAACGACGACGUCAGCCGUCGCCGUGGCUGGCCAGAGCGUCAUCCAAACCGCUCUCGGUCAUCAAGUGCAUCAAACCCAUCAGGUACAUCAGGACGGCAUUCAGGACGUAUCGAUGGGACUAGAUCCCACUAGUUUUAGCGUGGACGCUCUAAUGACGACGCGAGAGAACAGCGCAGCCUUGAUGACCAGAGAUAAUCAGCAUCACACGCAUCAUCCCCACGGUCUUCAGCAUCCUCACCCUCACUCGCACUCGAUCAUGACGAGCAGAGAGUCGAUGGGCGCCGGGGUUGUUUCCAGGGACCACUUGCCCUCUGUUUGCACAACCACGACCACGACGACGGCCGCCGUCGCGGCAAUGAUGGCGACCACCGGAUACGGUCACAGCAGCACCGUGUCCAGGAGCAACGGUUCGCCGCCCGGAACCAUGUACGCGCCUUAUUGCACGCCCACGGCCGGUUACAUAAUGGAUCACGCGGAGUACAAUUCGAGAAACCAUACCAACACCGCGGGACACUCGCAAUGGUACCAAGAGGCAGCUAGCCCCGAUGCCGCCGCCAUUUAUCAGGAUACCCAAUCGCCGAGCUGUCAGCUUUACAGAUCCAGCCCGCCGACUCCACUCUCGUCGAGUGCGGCUCCGUCUCCACCCUUGUAUCACCGAUACUACCAAGACUGCAACACCGUCAACACCAGCGGAAAUCUGCCCAUCACACUGCAUAAAUACUGAGAAUACCGAAAUUCAAGGCCUCAUCACCGAGGUCUUGAAGAACACCACACCGAACACUACGACCCGAGCUUGGUUUACGUGAAGCAAGAGUGGAUCCCGUGCACGGAAGAGCUGGCCAAAGAGUGGAAUUAGAUAAGUCCAGAAAUCCAUGAUAAAAUGACGCGAAAUUAACGGCAACUUGAAUCUAUGAAAUAUGCAGACACGAAACGUGCGAAUUGCGAAACGAUACGUACGUACGUUAUUUGUAGAUAUUUAAUCGCUCGCGUAUUUCAUAACAAUAUCGCGAACGUAGCACGUUGUAGGCGCAGCAAAGAAUAUUAACGAUAUAGAAGAAAGUCGAAGAGCUUGUAACAAAAACCGACUCUCGUAUUUAUUAUCGAGUAUCGCUCAUUUCUGUUCAAUUCGUUUUCACAGAAUCAGUCUUCACAAAAUGCCGAAGGAACUUUUACAAUAAUUCAGUGAUCCGUAUGACCUAAUGCAAUGGAAAUUAGGUCCAAUUACUUUUUGAA